AUGGGGUUCGGCAGGUUUUACAUAGCAGAGUCAUUGCUAGCUAUUGAAUACGUACACAUGCUGGGGAUUGUGUACCGUGAUCUUAAGCCUGAAAACGUUCUAGUUCGAGAAGACGGACAUAUAAUGCUCUCUGACUUUGACCUCUCACUCCGAUGUCUUGUCAGCCCAACACUAGUGAAAUCUGCUGCCAUUGAGUCCGAUCCGUUACGCAAAAACGUUUACUGCAUUGAGCCCUCUUGCAUCCAACCGUCUUGCACCGUCACCACCACUUGCUUCUCUCCACGUCUGUUCUCAAGCAAGUCUAAAAAGGAACGUAAAUCCAAGAAUGACACAGCAAAUCAAGUUAGGCCAUGGCCAGAGCUGGUAGCCGAGCCAACGGAUGCGCGGUCCAUGUCGUUCGUGGGCACGCACGAGCACUUGGCCCCGGAGAUUAUCAAAGGAGAAGGGCAUGGGAGUGCAGUGGAUUGGUGGACUUUUGGAAUAUUCCUCUACGAGCUUCUCUUUGGGAGAACGCCUUUCAAAGGCUCAGGAAACAGACAGACACUGUUCAAUUUGGUGGGUCAGCCUCUACGGUUCCCGGAAACACCCGCGGUGAGCUUUGCAGCGAGAGACCUCAUCAAAGGCCUGCUCAUGAAGGAGCCCCAGCAGCGUCUGGGGUUCAAAAGAGGAGCCACUGAGGUUAAGCAGCACCCAUUCUUCGAAGGUGUGAACUGGGCUUUGAUUCGUUGUGCCACUCCACCAGAGAUCCCAAAGCCAGUUGAGCUGGAGAGUGGACCUGUUAAUGUUGCAGAGGCACCAUCUAGCCAGAAGACAGCAGCAGGUUUGGUUCUGAAUGCUGAGAAAGGCUCUGAUAACUAUUUGGAAUUUGAUUUCUUCUAG
Brassica oleracea var. oleracea is the source of this 879-nucleotide messenger RNA. RefSeq names its product serine/threonine-protein kinase D6PKL2-like. Bases 1 to 879 code for a protein of 292 amino acids. The record is from RefSeq and is a predicted model, not a curated record. Gene Ontology annotation, biological process: protein phosphorylation. Gene Ontology annotation, molecular function: protein serine/threonine kinase activity; ATP binding. The transcript is spliced from 2 exons. Gene Ontology annotation, cellular component: cytoplasm; plasma membrane; nucleus. Lineage: Eukaryota; Viridiplantae; Streptophyta; Magnoliopsida; Brassicales; Brassicaceae.